Molecule: messenger RNA, 1407 nt
Organism: Scedosporium apiospermum
Lineage: Eukaryota; Fungi; Ascomycota; Sordariomycetes; Microascales; Microascaceae
Exons: 5
Coding region: 1-1407 (468 amino acids)
Cellular component (GO): cytosol
Molecular function (GO): L-glutamate dehydrogenase (NADP+) activity
Source: RefSeq, a predicted model, not a curated record
AUGUGUGUGCCCACUUCUGCAUAUGAGCCCGCGGCCGUGCCCGCCAUUCCUGCCGAGCCCGAGUUCCAGCAGGCUUACAAUGAGCUCGCGAGCACCCUCGAGAACUCCACCCUCUUCGAACAGCACCCCGAGUACCGUGUCGCGCUAAAGGUCGCCUCCAUCCCCGAGCGUGUCAUCCAGUUCCGUGUCGUCUGGGAGGACGAUAACGGCGUUCUCCAGGUCAACCGCGGCUACCGUGUUCAGUUCAACUCUGCCCUUGGUCCUUACAAGGGUGGUCUCCGAUUCCAUCCCACCGUCAACUUGUCCAUUCUCAAGUUCCUUGGUUUUGAGCAGAUCUUCAAGAAUGCCCUCACUGGCUUGAACAUGGGUGGUGGUAAGGGUGGUGCCGAUUUCGACCCCAAGGGCAAGAGCGACAGCGAGAUCCGACGAUUCUGCGUUGCCUUCAUGCACGAGCUCAGCAAGCACAUUGGUGCUGAUACCGACGUUCCCGCUGGUGAUAUUGGUGUUGGUGGCCGAGAAAUUGGCUACCUCUUCGGCUGCUACCGCAGGGAGCGCAACCGAUUCGAAGGUGUCCUCACCGGCAAGGGUCUUACCUGGGGUGGUUCUCUGAUCCGACCUGAGGCUACUGGCUACGGUCUCGUCUACUACGUCGACCUCAUGCUCGAGCACCUUGGUAAGGGCUCCAUGGCCGGCAAGCGCGUCGCCAUCUCCGGCUCCGGUAACGUCGCCCAGUACGCCGCCCUCAAGUGCCUCGAGCUCGGCGCCACCGUCCUCUCCCUCUCCGACUCCAAGGGUACCGUCAUCAUCGACGGCGAGGGAUCCUUCACCGAGGAAGAUAUCCACACCAUCAUCGCGCUCAAGGCGGAUCGCCGCCCCAUCGUCGAGUUCGAGUCCAACGGCAGGACCAAGUACAUCGCUGGCGUCCGCCCCUGGACCCACGUCGGCAAGGUCGACAUCGCCCUCCCCUGCGCCACCCAGAACGAGGUCAGCAAGGAGGAGGCCGUCCACUUGAUCGAGAACGGCUGCUACAUCCUCGCCGAGGGCUCCAACAUGGGAUCCACCCAGGAGGCCAUCGACGUUUUCGAGGCUCACCGUGCCGAGAACGGGCCCAACGCCCUCUGGUACGCCCCCGGAAAGGCCGCUAACUGCGGUGGUGUCGCCGUUUCUGGUCUCGAGAUGGCCCAGAACAGCCGCCGUCUCGCCUGGUCUGCCCAGGAGGUCGACGACAAGCUCAAGACUAUCAUGAAGAAUGCCUUCGAUAACGGUGUUGCUACCGCUCAGAAGUACGUCGCCUCCAAGGAGGGCGAGCUCCCCUCGCUCGUCGCCGGUUCCAACAUUGCUGGCUUCAUCAAGGUCGCUCAGGCCAUGCACGACCAGGGUGACUGGUGGGCCAAGAGCGUCCAGUAA